This is a messenger RNA of Marchantia polymorpha subsp. ruderalis, 2549 nucleotides long. The record is from the annotation of a GenBank genome assembly. NCBI's taxonomy places the organism in Eukaryota, Viridiplantae, Streptophyta, Marchantiopsida, Marchantiales, Marchantiaceae.
CUUGUUAUGAGAAACGGGGAAGAAACGGCGUUCGAUGUGUUGAAAAAGCGUCGAGAGUACAGUACUGGAUCCCGGACGCGCGGGAAUCGAAACGAAGUACCCCCGAAUCCUGGGAACAGGUGCGAAGAACCCGAGCGCGCACGACCCACUCCUGAAGAUCUUGCCGCCGAAAUAUUCUCACCCCUCGAGAAGAUGUCGUCAGAUUGUCCUGGCCCGAUCCGGAGGUGAGCUCGUCCCGCUGGACUCUCAUCGAAGAAUCGUCCUUGCGCGAUCGGACUCUGUCGUGGCAGCUGGAGGUCGCAAAAUGCCCAACAGAAUGGGCUGAUACGCAAUACGUCGAGGUCCCAUCCACCUCACCGAACUCACCGGCGUCCUUGCACAUUGACGUGUUCUCGAAGAGGACUGAAGGGACUGCCGGACGAGGUCGGAUGUCGUGGGGGUCUGAGACCUUGAGCGCUUUGCGUUUCAGCCUCCGACGGGGUUCGGUGUUCGUUCUCGGCUGAGUGGGACGAGGGGCCGUCGGGUCGUCUGCGGCUGGGCACCCGAAGCCAUGACGUCCUCUCUGGAGCCGCAGUCUCUCGCUGAGGUCCCCGUGCGGACAGUGCCUUUGAAGUUGAAAUUGAUCUCCGCCGCGCAAGGUGUGCUCCUCAGUCUGUUCUACAAGAAGGAUCGAGUGGUAAACCGGACCUUGAUCAACCUCCUCUCCAAGACGGAGAAGGCCUCUGCGACCCCCGUCGAUGGCGUGUCGUCCAAGGACAUCACCAUCGACGAGGUAACCAAGCAGUACGUCAGAAUUUUCGCACCCGCUCAACAAGAACCCAAAAAGCUGCCGCUGAUCGUCUACUUUCACGGUGGGGGAUUCGCCGCGAACGGCCCCGAUAUUGACUUCUUCUGCAGCUUGUGUCGAGCAGUCGUGAGAGCUGCCAAUGCCGUGCUCGUGAGCGUGAGCUAUCGGCAUGCGCCGGAGUUCCCAUACCCCACAGCUUACGACGACUGCUUCGGGGCCUUGAGGUGGCUGCAGUCGGAUUGUCAGAGUGGCGGCCUGUCGUCAGCAGUUGAUCCCUCUCAGUGCUUCCUUUUGGGGGACAGCGCCGGUGGCAACAUAGCGCACCACAUGAUGAUCAAGGCGGGGCAGAACAACUUGGGCCCUCUGCAAAUCAAGGGAGUCAUUCUGAUCAUGCCUUUCUUCGGAGGAGCCGAGCGAACUCCAUUCGAGAUUAAAACACCCAACGCGCUCAUAAUUCCUCUGUGGACGAUGGAUUGGUUCUGGGAUGCAUUUCUUCCCCUGGGCUCUGAUAGAGAUCACGAAGCUUGCAACGUGUUCGGCCCCAAUGCCGAAGACAUUUCGGGGUUGACCCUGCCUCCGAUUCUGGUCACAAUUGGCUCCUUGGACUGCCUCCAGGACUGGCAGGUACGCUAUGUGGAGAAAUUGAAAGCCAUGGGCAAGCAGGUGCAAGUCAAGUACACCAACUUCGCCCACGGGGAGUACGUCUUCGACGAGCCGUCGAAGAAAAUAGCAGCCGAUGCAGCGCAAUUCAUGAAAUCUCUGACUUCUUAGUCUGUGACAUCUAUCUGAUCUUGGAAGUCAUGCUGGUGGUUGCAUUUGAUCACAGGAUUAGUAUGUCGAUUGAAGCUGGAAACUGGCUUAAGACGAGACACCAACCGCGCAGAGAAGAAGAUAAGACUUCAGAGGCGAUGUCGCUGUACGGACGUCUUCAUGUGUUUCUGUGCUCAUUUAGGUACGUGAGCUUAUUCGCGAGGAAGCUUAGACUUAAUUCUGUGUGAUGCUGAACUUCUGGUCUGCCGAGGAUUAAUGGAUCAUCCUAGAGUGCUGCUCGUUGAAAAGGAUGGACGAAGACAAACCUACGUGUGAAAUCCUGAAAGCUGCUCCCGGUUUUGGCCGACAGGGUAUUGCCAAACCUUUUGAAGUGUUCCACUGAGUUGGGAGGAUGUAUAUCCUGAUUCAAGACGAUUGUUUGGUCCACGAUAUGCAUACGCAUAUCUAAAUCAUUGUCAUCGUCUCCUUUCGGUCCCGUCACCCUUCAUACACCUUGUAUUUUGAAUAUGCUUGUCAUAUGUCAUAUUCAUUCCUUUGUCACCCUGUAACACUGUGAUCUUAUUUUCUGUCAAACCUGUGACGAGCAUCCAAGAGGGUUCUGAGGAGCUGAGGGCUUUCUGGUUUUUUGCUUUCUUAUUCAUUUACUACAAACAGGGGAGACCUGAUUAGGAAAGGUUGAAGGAAGACGAGACAUAAGGGGCACGGGGGGUAAUUCUGGCGGGCUCCUGCAGUGCCCUUUUUUCUUGCCAACUCUGUGGCAGCUACGCUGAGAAGGAGGUCGAUACUUUAGAUAUUACAUUGCUGGGUCAUUAGGCGCAUUAAGUUUUUCAAGGAAUAUCAGAUUCUUGCGGCCUCUAUCUUCAAGGGCGAGUGGUUAGAUCGAGACACUCUGACAUAGACAGUUUGUAUACAUCAAAUUUCCAAACAUGUAUCUAUACAAAUCACACCAUGUGAUCAAUAUGUGAAAAAAAGUUUUUGUUGAUCUGACUUU